Messenger RNA from Penicillium nucicola, 675 nucleotides. Its product is annotated as PITH domain-containing protein. The transcript has 3 exons. Gene Ontology annotation, cellular component: nucleus. The record is from RefSeq and is a predicted model, not a curated record. Bases 1 to 675 code for a protein of 224 amino acids. NCBI's taxonomy places the organism in Eukaryota, Fungi, Ascomycota, Eurotiomycetes, Eurotiales, Aspergillaceae.
AUGUCGGGACAUCACCACGACCAUGGCGAUGGCCACGGCCACUGCCACAGCGAAGAUCACGAUCACUCCAACGAUAUCACGCCAGCCAUCCAAUCCCUGCUCUAUUCUCAAAUUGAUUUCGACAAGAUCACUACACUUAACGAGUCCGUCCCCAAGGCCGGCGCAGCUAUCACGCAAAAGACUUGGGCCGAGCGACUCAAUGACAAGCCCGAGCUUGAGAGCGACGCAGACGAGCAACUGCUCAUGAACAUUCCAUUCAAUGGCCAAGUCAAAGUCCAUUCCCUACUUAUAUACACAGCCCCAACAAUCUCCGCCCCGAAAACCAUCAAGCUCUUCAAGAACCGCGACGACCUAGACUUCUCCAUGGCCUCGGAGCUAUCCCCAACGCAAACAAUCGAAGUCCCACAACCCAUUCCUGGUGCCGAUGUCUUCGAACUGCCGCUCAAUCGCGCUCAUUGGAACGCGACUACCUCUAUCACCCUCUUCUUCGAGGAUAACUGGAGUGAUGGCGAGGAGGAUGUUACUCAGGUUGGUUAUAUUGGGUUCAAGGGCCAAUUUUUGAAGUUAGCGCGUGAACCCAUUAGUUUUCUUUAUGAGGCUGCUGCGAAUCCUCAGGAUCAUGUUUCUAUUCCUGGGGUUAGUGGAGUUGGGGGGAGGGUUAUGCCUGGUCAGUAG